CCACAAAUCCUCGGUAGACUAUCAUGUCUAUGCCACUAUCACUUAUCAUAUUUGCAUAUUUUAGUAUUUGUUAUACACAUUUUAUUUCAUAAUUUUACUUUCCCAAUUCCCUAUAGUAGUUAUUACUUAUCCCACGUUACUACUUACUAGCAGCUGUCCGGGUUUCCAGUGCUUUAGCUAUACAACUAUCACCAGGACACUGCACUAGCACAAAACAUACUUAGUGAAAUGUGAAUAGAUAAUAUAGAUUAUAGAAUUUUGAAGAAUUACGACCGAUUGUAUUCAUCAGUUUUAAAAUGACUACCAAAGUAUUUAUUGAAGAACAUUUAGAUAAAUAUCUAAAAAGCUUAGUUAAAGGACAGUUGUUCAUUCCAGGAGUAAUUAUUGGACAAGUCAUAGGUAACAACUAUCAUAUAGUGCAUUUAUCAGCAAUGACCGUAUGGAAUGAUGACAUAGAAAACAAUAAAAUUGAUGUUCUGUCUUUCAAAACUCUUUCUGAUCUUUUAGCCAAUAGUGAUACAAUAUUCCAAAAGUCAUUAGAAGUAGCAACUUUAUUACCAGGAGGUUCACAUGUACUUGGUUUAUUUUUUAUUGUUCCACAAGAUUUAAAAAGUAUUCAACCAAUUGAUAUUGAUUUUCAUGAAUUCAAUAAUGAAUUAAAUGAAAGUUUAUUGUACAAAAAAGCCAAUGAAACAUGGAAUUAUUUAAUAUUAAACUAUUCAACUGUCAAUAAAAAAUCAUAUUGUUACUCAGUUGAUUUUAGCCGUGUAAAAGGUCCUGAAAAAACAACUUAUAAAGCUGUAGAUUCAGUUUUUGGAUCAUUUAAAAAUGAUUGGAUUACGCUUAUAGGAACAUUUAACUUUGGAACAUUAGAUAGACUAAAUGUAGGUGGUGGACCAAAAGCUUUAUUUUCUAUUCGUGAUAGUUUAUUAGAUAAAUUUGAAUCUGUAUUAAAUCAAUCAGUUUGUACUUUUAAUGGGCGUGUAUGUGAUGAAAAUAAAACCUUUAAAGAUUUUGAGUGUGAUGAAAUUGAUAAUGUAUUGAAAAAUGCUGUUAAGGUUGAAUUUUACCGAGAGGUUGAUUUGGGUAAGGAAUGUAAAAAUGCUUCACUUACUGUAAAACGAGGAAAGGGAAAAAUUUCGAUGUCUGGCUUAUGCAGUGUAGUGGUACCAUUUAAUCGCAAUGGUACAAUUAAAGACGCCAUAAAGGCUAUUCAUGAGGAUGCCAUGCAAACAUUUGCAACUCGUUUAAAAAUGCAUUUGGAAUCAAUGGUUGAAGAGGAAUCUCUUGAAGAAGAAGAUGGAGAUGCAAAUAUAGUACAUGAAACUCCACGUCGAAUAUUAAUUUUAAAAACUGAAGGUUCUAGAUUUGCAUUCAGUGAUUAUGUAUUUCCUGGUGAAACUUCUCAAGAAGCACUAAGUGUGGCUGGAGAAAUAUUGAAUCUUCCUGAAGACAAAAUGGAGUUGUAUGAUGUGUUGGAAAAAGGACGGCAUUCAUAUUAUGAAACACUGCCAGACAUUGAUAGUAGUCCACCGCAAGAUGCAAGUAUUUCAUCGCCAAAUAAUAUGUUCAUUUAUUUAACUUGGGCAGCUUUGAUAUUGGCUAUCUUAGCAUAUGCUAUCAAGCAAAUUUUUGUGUGAAUUAAAUUAAUGUGAAGUUAAUUUAACUGUAAAAAAUAACAUUCCCUAAUUUAUUAUUUUAUUAUAUUUUUUUAUUGUUUGUUAUAUAAAGCAUUUAAAUUAAUAACAAAUCUAAAGUGAUUGUUUUAACAAAAUAUACAUGUAUUUAAAACGUUAAGUUUGACUGAACAAAUAAUUAAUAUAAGGCGUUGCACAUGUUUCUUAAACCAUUCACACAAAAAUUAUAUUAAUGAAAAUGUUCUUUAUACUUUCUAAUAUCUAUUUUGAUUUUGAUUGAAUAAAAAUUUAUAAUUAUUUUUAUGUUCAACAAA
This is a messenger RNA of Aphis gossypii (cotton aphid), 1951 nucleotides long. Its product is annotated as protein odr-4 homolog. Gene Ontology annotation, biological process: intracellular protein localization. NCBI's taxonomy places the organism in Eukaryota, Metazoa, Arthropoda, Insecta, Hemiptera, Aphididae. The record is from RefSeq and is a predicted model, not a curated record. Bases 297 to 1640 code for a protein of 447 amino acids. The transcript has 10 exons. Gene Ontology annotation, cellular component: endomembrane system.